AUGGAGGAAGAUAAGCAGAAAGACCCUAAACCAACCAUUAGACUCCCAUAUCCUCAAAGAACAAAAAAGAAGAAGAAGAAUGAGAAAAUUUUCGAGAAAUUCUUGGAGAUAUUCAAGAAAUUUGAGAUUAACAUUCCGUUCUCUGAGGCCUUGGAGAAAAUUCCCUUAUACACCAAAUUCAUGAAAGACAUCAUCUCAAAGAAGCGUCCCACCAACACUGAGCAUGCCCUUAUUGAUUUGGGAGCUAGUGUCAAUUUGAUGUCGUUAUCUAUUUACAAAAAAUUGGGCAUUAGCACGGUUCAAGACACUAGGAUGACAUUACAAUUUGUUGAUCACUCAUUUAAGCGACCUUAUGGAGUGGUAAUAGAUGUUCUGGUGAAGAUAGACAAAUUUGUAUUCCCGGUAUACUUUGUGAUUCUUGAAAUGUCUGAAGAUGAAGAGAUUUCUCUCAUUUUAGGCAGACCAUUUCUAGAGAUGGGGAGAUGUAUGAUAAACAUAGAAGAAGGUACGAUGACUCUAAAAGUCUAUGAUGAAGAAUUGCAGAUUGAUGUCCGAAACACUAUGAAAUACAAAGAUGAUGUUGGUACUAGCCAUACUAUAGAGGUAAUAGAUCAAGUGAUUGCUCAGGGAAGUCCAAUGAAGAAACCACAGUUACCUUUCGAAUGGGUCUUGAGCCAGUCAAUUUUUGAAAAUGAUGAAGUGAAGGAUGAGAUAGAACCUGAAGUACUAGGCAUAAUGGAAGCACAACCUUAG
This is a messenger RNA of Lathyrus oleraceus (garden pea), 753 nucleotides long. RefSeq lists its product as uncharacterized. The record is from RefSeq and is a predicted model, not a curated record. The transcript is spliced from 2 exons. The coding region runs from base 1 to 753 and encodes 250 amino acids. Gene Ontology annotation, biological process: proteolysis. Gene Ontology annotation, molecular function: aspartic-type endopeptidase activity. NCBI's taxonomy places the organism in Eukaryota, Viridiplantae, Streptophyta, Magnoliopsida, Fabales, Fabaceae.